GCUACGCACUCGGCUACCAAGCAGCUGAUCAGACCGUUUUUCAUUUUUCAUUUACACGAUAUAGCACAGCUGAUCUUUGCGAAAAAACUUAAGUUCAUUCCCACAUUGCGCGAAGAAGGAAAUCAAUUAUACAUCAAAGGCGAUUUUCAAGCCGCGGCUGUUCGUUACCAAGAGGCACUUAAUCUAUUGGAACAGCUCAGUCUUCGGGAGAAGCCGGGUGACCCAGAGUGGGUAGAAUUGGACAAACAGCGCGUACCGUUCUACGUUAAUCUUGCUCAAUGCCAGUUUAAACUGAAGGUUAAUCAUCCUCUUCAACGUUCAUAUUUUGCUUUGGAUGGUCAUUUUCCGUAUUUCCCAAAGUUAUCGGCGUCGUUAGGGGUUAAGAGGAAUAGGCCAUCCAUCUACCGUCUUGUUCAUAAGUUCGUCACCGUCGUCCCACUUGUGUUUUUUGUUUGA
Messenger RNA from Echinostoma caproni, 456 nucleotides. The record is from the annotation of a GenBank genome assembly. NCBI's taxonomy places the organism in Eukaryota, Metazoa, Platyhelminthes, Trematoda, Plagiorchiida, Echinostomatidae.